Messenger RNA from Nothoprocta perdicaria, 2934 nucleotides. RefSeq names its product chromosome unknown C3orf18 homolog (gene CUNH3orf18). The record is from RefSeq and is a predicted model, not a curated record. Lineage: Eukaryota; Metazoa; Chordata; Aves; Tinamiformes; Tinamidae. The transcript has 6 exons. The coding region runs from base 366 to 1019 and encodes 217 amino acids.
CGGCCUCCCAGAGGACCGCUCGGCAUCCCAGAGCAACUUCCAUCCUGCAUCCCUGCUCAGCAUCCUGGUGCAACUCCCACCAGUGACUCCCUUGGAAGCACCUUCCAUCCAUCUCUGCUCUGCAGGGAUCUCUCCCUUGGUACAGCCCAUGGAAGGGCACCAGGUUGCAGCAGCUGCUCCGGAUCCGCUUCCUCUCCUGCUCCUUCCCUCACUUGUGUGCGUGGGCUCUGUGGAAACCUGCCUGCCGUAGGAGACCCGGAGCACGAGGAGGACACGYGGGACGGGAUGGUGGUGGGAAGGACCGUCCCCACGAGCUGGACCGCUGCAGGAACCUGUGAGGUUGCCCUGAAGAGGAGCCCUCGGCGAUGGUGCUGCAGGAUGCYGGCCCUGGCUGUGAGGGACACCUCUCCUCUGCUGUAGCUGCCACCAAAGUGUCUUCUGGGGAGCAACGAGCGCUUGGCGAACGCUCCCGGGCGGCCAACAGGAUGCCUAGGAGCUCGUCCUCCCUGCAAGACUUGUACCACAGCAGCACUGUGACGGCCAGGCCAGACCCGGGGACAGCACCGCACGUGACCGUGCCAGAAAGGGCUCCUCUGAGCCCCCAAACUACCAGUUUCAACAGCACCAAAAUGCCUGAGGUGGCCAGCAGCGGGGCUGGCCUGAGCACCAUGCUGCUCUCCUUCGGAAUCCUCACUGUCAUUGGGUUGGCUGUGGCCAUGGCCCAAGGAGGAGUUUUUCCAAAAGCCCCUAAGAGACCUGGAAACACUGUCCUGGAAAUGACCGUUCUGUAUAUCAGGAAGAAGAAGAGGCUGGAGAAGCUGCGCCACCAGCUCAUGCCCAUGUACAACUUCGAUCCCACCGAGGAGCAGGACGAGCUGGAGCAGGAGCUGCUGGAACAUGGCCGAGAGGCAGCAGCUUCCCAGGCAUCCCAGAACAAGAUCCUGCUGACGAGCCAGGGGGCUCUGCAGAGGCCCAGUCGCCUCGUGUUCGCAGACGUCGCCGAUGCCAUCAACGCGUGAACAGAACCUGCCCCUGCUCGGGGACCGUGCCCAGACUUCGGAGGAUGGGGGCAAYGAGCCGGUGACUUCUCGCAAGCGUGAGCACCCAGCUGGCCACCCGGUUGGUUUGUGCUACAGAUGGGCACAGGCACCCGUGUGGCUUUGGAAAACAGACCUUUCGUGAUGGCAGGAGCAACAUUUGGUGCGUCCGUCGCUACUGGAAGGUCCUGGGCUGCCAUGCUGCAGUUUUGGGGCUGGUGCUGAGUGUCAGCGUCAACCCAGCGGUGUGCUCAGGGACAGUGCUCGCUGUGUUGUGGGUUAGCUGAUUCAGAGCCCGUGAAGGCGAGGGAAGGAGAAGGGAAUGUUUCAGAGAGCUUCCCCAGGGGUUCCAGACCCUAAAUGAACAUGUCUGUGCAGGGACCGCAGCCUCAGCAGAGCCCAGAGGGGUGACAAAGCCACUUUGAGCCAGGACAGCUGCCCCCACGAGCUGCGUGCUCACCUGGGACAGGGACUCUUAGCUCUUAUGCCCCCCAGGAAAACAUGUACCUUGAGGUUCACCCCUCUCGUGGCUUGUGGCCUGCUGAUAUACGUGUGCCCUGGGUGAUGCUGCAGUUCACUAGCUGUAAAAAGCAAAAUGAAAAAACGUAAGUCUGAUCACAUCUUAACUGAGCAGGUGGGUGGGCAUCCCCCGGGGCUGUGGCCUGCAGAGCUUGCCCUGCUUCCAGAGGCAGGGGGGACCACRUCCUGCUGCGGGACACCCACAGCCAAGCAGGGAAGGGACUGAGACACACACCGAGCAGGACUGGGGCUCUGGCACCAGGAAUCCUCCCCUGCUGUGGCCCAGGGAAGUUUCUACCAUGCAGACAAGGGUAGAGAGAGGAGAUUAAGGCUUAAAGAGGAAAAUUAUGUAUUGGCUUAACACUGCACCAACCCUGUGCCUGUCCCCGAGGUGGCUCAAUAGCUGGUUUUUACUUCCUUACCUGCCAGGACCUGCAAUCAGAGUCUUUUCUUCUUCCUGCUGAAGAAAACAGAGCUCUGCAUUAGCCUCCCCUCGCACUACCUGCAGGUGGGUCUGGCCAGGUGGGACGGCAGCUCCCCUGUAGACCCCAAGCACCUCCCUGCRUGUCGCUCAGGACCAAAGCAUGGCGUAAAGGACAGACACGAGGGUUUCCCCUGUCCCUUCUGGCCACCACAUUGGCCAGGAUGGCCAUGGCACCACCUGCCCUGUCCCAUCCCGCAGCCAGGAGCCUGCAGAGGCAGCUGAAAGCGGGGUGUGAAUCUGAAGGCAGAUCUAAAGGCGGGCUUCACGCAAGGAGGUUUUUCACUGAGUGGCCAUUGAGGCCUCCUGCACGUUGUUACAAACAAGCACCUCCCCAGCCCCUUUUUUCCUCCCCCCCAGUGACUUUUUCCCCUUUUCACAGCUGUGAACAAUUUCCUGCACAUCCAUCUCUCACCCCUGCUGAAAACAGUUCCUUACCAGCCCUGCACUGGCACAGCUUUCCCCUUGGCACUAUGGCAGGGUUGAGGGAGUUGUUAAUUUUGGAAAAGGCAUCUCCCUUUCCAAACCUGGAGGCUCCUGGGUGUGCAGUAGGGUUAGAGGACACUGUCCAUGGGUCAUCCCGACCGUUAUCCCAGUGUGAGCAGCCAAGCAGCAUUUCCCCCAGAACUUGCAGAGCUGCAACUUUUAUUUCCCUCUCUUUGAAUUCUCUGCAAAAGGUACCCGUAGGCUGAGCUGUGUCCUCAAACCAGCGACUUCCUUCAUGCUCUUAAUCUGCCAGYGCGGGGGCAAGAACCUGCUCCUUGUUCCGCGUUAAUGCUGAGCUGCAUCUUGUCUACCGAACCUACCCAUGGCAAAUCCUCUUUAGCCAUCCUUCCCGUAGUGGCAGGAUUGUCCCGCGAUGGCUGCUCUUAGAUUAACGAAGUACAGACAACGAGA